Messenger RNA from Neospora caninum, 8286 nucleotides. Its product is annotated as putative AT hook motif-containing protein. The record is from RefSeq and is a predicted model, not a curated record. The transcript has 5 exons. NCBI's taxonomy places the organism in Eukaryota, Apicomplexa, Conoidasida, Eucoccidiorida, Sarcocystidae. The coding region runs from base 1 to 8286 and encodes 2761 amino acids.
AUGGCCCCUCGCGCGGCGCUGGAGCCGCAUACGGUGGCGCCGGGAGUGCAAGAGGGGGCUCGCGCGACGGAGGUGACGGCGGACCCUUGUGCGCCGUCCACGCAGAGCACCCGCGUGGGGCCGAAAGUGGAAUUCUCGUUCGCUGUGCGCUUUCGGAAACGUUCUUCUCUGGAGGCCUUGCGCUUCGCUUUGGCCUUGCAGAGAGAGUCGCCGCCUGUCGCCACUUUGCCUCUCUCGCUCUCGUCGACAGACCCCCGCGACUUGCGGGCCUUCGCGGGUGCUCUGGGCCAGGCGUGCUGGGAUCACCCAGUCUCGCCUCACCUGGAGGAAGACCGGGACUCACUGCUUCCGUUUCAGGUCGAGAUGGCCCUCCCCUUCCCCGGCCGCGCCGAACGGCCUGGCAUGUGCAUGUCUUCUCUGACUGACUUGGCGACGCCUUGCGCGUCUCCGCUUCACACGUGCGCUCCGGCGCCCGAGACGUCGGGUCCUGCCGCGCUGUGUCGUCAGGCACACGGCUCGCCGAGGCGAGAGAGCGCGCAGGUCUCGCCUUUCCUGAGCAAACAAAUCCGCUUUCUGUCCCCGCCCUCGAAGAGCCGCUCCGCCCGGGCGCUAUCGCCGCCUGGCGACUUUGACGGCGCCCUACUGCCUCCGCCGCACCCGGCAAGCUUUUUCGACGCCUUCCCUUUCGCUGCCCAGCGAGACAGGGAACGGUCGAGGAACCUGUCGCCUUCAGGCCCUCCCGGGGGGUCCGCAGGAUCUCGGAACGCCCAACCCUGCGCUUCAGACGGUCCAGAAACGCGCCGCGGCGUGCUCGACUCGCCGGCAGCCCUCCACACUGGGUCGGGCUGCGAGGGAGGUUGCGCAGGGGAACAGACUCGACUGGUUUGCAUCGCGAGAGCGCCUGGGCGCUCGCCGGCCGACCCGACUCUGUCGGACGGGCCCGAGAAGGCCAGCACGGUGGGAGAAGGCGUGGGCCAGAAACGCGAAACCGGACUUUCUCUGGAGACCGCGCAAGGCCGUUCCUCCUGGACUCGAAUCUUGUACUCGUCCGACGAGCUCCCCGAGACGCCCUCGGUCGCGGCCGUCCCCGGCGACUUCCAGAGAGGACUGGGGGACGGCAGUGCGCCCUUCUCGCUGAUGAAACGCACGUUACCAGUUCUCGCCGGUGCACAAACGAGAACGGAAGACCCGGUGGCUUUCCCUCGAACAGCCUGUUCGGACGCCCAAGGAUGCCUAGACCUCGGCCUGCUUCCACAGGCCAUGUCCAGCGUCGUGACCGAUUUGUGUGUCGACAAGGGCCCACGUACCCUCCGGUCCCCGCUUUUCAGUGUAUAUACAGUGCCGGAGAGCCUACGAGGGAAUGCGCAGCGACGCAGCACGAAUCCCCAUCACGACGCUUCGCAGACUCGCCCGGCAGCGUUUUCUCCCAGCGGGACUUCUUCCCAGUUGGCCGCGCAGCCCAACGCGCGCCAUCCGAGCGAAGACAGACCAGCAAGUCAUGCCGGCGCCAGCGUCGACGCGCCCGGGAGAAAUCUUAAAGGCGGGAUGGAACUGGCGGUGGGGGAUGGAGGGAACGUUGCGGUCGACACGCCCAGCUACAAGGGGGACCCGGUCUUAUCAUUUUCUGGAUCCCCUGGGUCCGCUUCCCCUGGACUGGCCAGCAUUCCUCCGCACACCGCACAGCCCUCUCCGCUACCUUCGGCGUCCCUCCCGACUCCGCCGAAACCACUCGGCCAGGGCUUCCCUAUCCUGCAUCGCGCACUUCUUCCCUCCGCCUCAGCCCAGGCGCAACCGGCGGGCGAAAACCGGCGUGCUGCUGGAGAUGGCCUUCGAGGUUCCCCGCAUGCGCAGUCUCUCGCAGGAAAUCUUUCGGUUGCCAAAGACCCCUGUGAGGCUUCGGCGCGGCCUCAGCCAGACUUGGAGGCGACAGCGUGGAGUCGAAGUCCCGAGGGUGGCCAGCAGGCCGUACCUGUCUCGCCAUCGCCCGCAGUGUCUCCUGUGUACGUGACAUCUGGAGCGUUCGCCCAGGUGACGUUGCCAAAGGCUCCUGACGGCCCGGACGCGCAUGAAAAAGCUGGCGCGCCCGCCUUUUCCCCCCGCGGUACGGACACUCCAGCGUGUGUUCCAGCGGCGACAGCGGACCCCCAAACCGCCGCGGGCUCCGGUGUAUGUACAGUGCCCGAGGCAGGCGAGCGUGGCGCCGGGGGGCGUCUCCGGGCGCAGGGUUUGGGGCACGCCGCGGCGGGAAUGAGGCUCGACCAGGGGGAGAUGGAGGUCGAGGACCCAGAGCCGUCUCCAACGGCGCCUGGAGGGGCGAGGGCGUCCAGACGCAGGCAGACUGGCAGGGUCGGCGCGCACCUUCAGACGAGAGAGGAGGGAGGCGAAGACAAGGGAGACGACUGCGACGUGACUCGCGAGAGGAAGCGCGGGCGACCGCGGAAGUCCAGUCGUCGCCCCGUCGACUCCCCAGCAGAAGCGGAUGAACGCGAAACGAAGAGUGUGGAUGAUCCCGCAAAUCCCGGACCUGUCCCCAGUCUGGAAACACUUCUUCCAAAUGCAGGAAGGCCGGGCUUUCCUGACCGCGGCCCUACGCUCGCGUUCGGGAUUCCCGCCGGUUCACCCCCUUCCAAGUCCGGCCAACGCCCCGCUCCAAUGCCUGCUCUCUCGUCUCGGAUGGCGCCUGGAGAAGAACAGGAGGCACGCCUGCUCAGCGGCCCCGCGCGUUGUCCGGCACCUGCGAGCGCGCGUCCUGACGCAUCACUCCCCGCUGUGCCCUAUUUGCUGGCCACGCGAUCGACUGCGGAUCGGCGCACGGAGGAGCAGAGCUGCGCGGGGCACGGGGCCGAGCUGUCGCCUCCGGCCUGUCAGAGUCCGAGCUGUGGCAGCGCAGGCAGGCUGAGUCGCGAAAAGCGGAGCGGCCCAGACGAGGGACAGGGCGAUUGCGCAGCUUCCAGCGUAGCGCGGCUUCCCGGCUGCGGGCAUGACGCGUCAGAUUCGAGGAAACGGGCGAAAGCGGAGUCAGCAGACGCCGGUGCCGAUGCCCCAACUGCGUCUCGUGCGUGCGAGCGUCGCAGGGAGGACGAUCGAGCGACAGCGCAGACGCGCGGCAUGCCGCUGAACGCAAACCGCGUGGAAGAGGCGGCGGCACGAGGAAGGACUGCAGAGGCGGAAGCGACAACAGCCCUUCCUGACGGCGCAGCCGGCCGCCGCACCAGAGAGGAGGCUCACGACUCUCGCGCGGGAGAGGGACAGCGGGCGGCGCGAAAUGAAGGCGCGGAACGCCAAGACACUGGGGUGUCUCCUUGGGCUUCGCUCCAAGCUUGCGGCGUCAGGGCGUCCCUGGAGGCUGCCGGACAAGGAGAGACAGGCGCAGGCGUCGAGACGAGGUUGGCAGGCGCGCCUCGCAUAGGUGAGAAAGAGCCGCGGCUGAUGCCCUCGGGGCCCGGUGCGUUUUCGGAGGAAGGCGACGCAUGCAUGGAUCUGUUCGCCAACGGAGAAGGCGAGUCGCGAGUUGCUACGCGCCUGCCAGGCUGGAAUGUGUGCACCUGUGCAGCUCAGACGGGACAGGCCGCGGGCGAAGGUUUCGAGACCGCGUUGUUGGCCCAGUCGGAACUGGCCCACACGUCGCGAGAACACGAAGGGCGCUUCUCUGUUUCCGCGGCUACUCUCGUUUCCCACUUGCCUGCUCUGCAUGCAGAGGCCGCAGAGCGAGCCGCGGUGGAACUCCGCGACGCGCAAAUGCUUUCUCUUUCCGAUGCGUUUUCCGACUCAGGCAUCCCUCCCUCGCGUGUCACUGGAAACCGGCUUGGCUCUUCCGACGCUUGCGGGCCUGCCGGCUCUUCGGGGUCUGUGGAAAACAGCGCAAAGACCGAGGUCGGACCUGAACGCAAGGGCGACGGCGAGAAGAUGGACAGAGGCGAGCAGGCGGGCGGCGUUUCGAGUCCCGUCUCGAGUUCGCCUGGAAACGCCUUCAGGUGUUUGCAGCGAUCCGCCGAUUCCCCCGGUGCGCACUCAAGCGCGACGUUGCCGACUGUUCUCGGCGCGGUUCGUUCCUCUCCUUCUCGGCUGCCUCCGUCCCCCACGCACUGCAGUCUGCUCGAGACGGCGGCCCCCGGCGCUUCUGCUGCUCCCUGGGCGUCUCCGAUGCUGCCGCCGUGGGCGUGCGAUGCGUCCGGAGACUCGCCGCAUGCGCGUUCCGGAGGGUCGGAGGAGACGGACUUCGAAGACAGUCAGGAGCAGGAACCGGAAAGGGGGUGCGGACUGCUGGGUGGCGCGCCUUCAUCUCUCGGCGACAGCUCACGCCGCCUCUCUCCCGAGUCAGGGAAAUGCCGCGAACUCCCAGCAUCCGCCGCGGAGACUGGCGACGCACCGUGUCCGUCUAGGAAGAGACGCGCGUGUGUGCAGAGAGAGGACCACGGUUCUCGGGCAGUCCGACGCCGCAGCGGAAAGCGGGAGGCGAGACCCGACGGCGGGCGGAGCUCGCAGACUGGCCAUCAGCAUGGCGGAGACGCCAGCCUAGCCUCAGAGGUGACGGCAGGUCGCCUGGUGUUGGGCGAACUGGACGAGGCGCAGAGCAACUGCGACUCUCCGACGGAAGAGGCACCAACCGGAUGUGCCGACGCGCGUUGCUGUGAUGUCGUUUCGCAGCCGCGCCUGAUGCACGUCGCGCAGGAACCAGUGGCCGAGUGUCCUAGCACCGCGUCCCUGCUGUGUAGACACCCGGCGUGCGCUCUCAGUUCGGACGGCGACGGGAGCGCGCACGGAGGCGUUUUAGAGAGAGACCGCCUAGGGAACAGGCGAGAAGAGAGGAGCCGACACCGGGGGUCGGUGGGCACGAGCAGUCGAACUCGUGUGGCGAGUCUGACCGGAAGCCGCGAAAGUUGCCGCGGCGCAGCGAGUGGAACCGAAGAAGAGACACCGAGCUGCUCCGACUCCGGGGCGCCGGGAGACAGCGACCCCGCGACGCGCGACCGUGGAGACAGCGCAUCCGUCGAGGGCGCGACGGCGCUCUCGUCGUUGCCUGCGUCGGGACGACACCGGAAAACGAAGUUGGCCGACUGUGAAGGAGACACACGCGUGAAGCGGCGAGGAAUCACUCUUAGAAGCGGCGGUAUGGCGAGCGAAGCACAGCCUGAAGACGGAUCGGUGGGGGCCGCUGGAAUCGCCGCGACAGGCGAGUCGCGCCUGCGCGAAGGCGACAGGGAGUUGCAGAUGUCGAUGGACGCGUGCACCUGGUCACCUGACGCGAGCGUCUUUGGAAAGCUAACGGCGCUGCCGUGUGUGCCCAGGUGCCUGGAGGGAGCGACGCCUUCGCCAACUUUCCAGUGCGCCCAAGGCCUGGCGCAGAGUGGAACCGCGGAGCUGGGCGACCGUCCGGGGCCUACGGGAGAGGCGGCCGCCGCUGCGUUUGUGGGUUGCUUGGUGGACGGAGCAGCCGAGGGAGCGCGAGAGAAGAGCCCUUCGAGUGCGGGGUCGCCUUUUGCGACUGCGUCAGUCGAACCGAGCACUGCCGACUGCACCCCAGUGGGGCGCGACCCUCUCGAGCUGGGGACGGAGACACAGUCCGUGAAGGCCUUGGAAGAGCUGAGCCGCAGUGUCGGCACACGGGAGCCCGGGCCGGAUUCCGGCGGCGGCCGUUCCAAGUCCCCGGCCUCUCGAGCAGCGUCUCCCGGUGUUCGCCAGAGCCCCGAUUGUGUCGCCAAAUCAGGUGAGACGCCUGCCGCGCGCCACGUUGCGGCCUCCCUCCCAUGCCUUCCGUCCCCGAGUUCAGCGUGGCCCGGCCCAGGCGAUCCAGAGACGGGCGAGGACGAGGGCGCGCAGCGGCUGAAGGCUUCGGACUUGGAGCCGGUGCCUCCGCGGCCGGGAAGUCUAGGUCCGCGAGCAGCGGGGCCGCAGCCGGUGUCAGGGGGUGCGUGCUAUCCCAGCGCGCUUUGCUGCCUUCCCCGAAGCGCCGCCGUCUUUAUGGGCGCGAACGGGACGCCGGCCCUCAACUCCCAGGCGUCACCCUUCCUCGGCGUCGACCGGGAGACGAAUGCCGUGCAAGGGGCGUGCACCUGGGUACACCGAGACGAAGGGAAGCAUGCGCGCGACUUGCCGUCUCUCGAGUCCAUGGAGACAACUGCAGGUUCCGGCUCAGAGGAGCCGAAAGCUGCUGAAGGGCGGCCGGUCGCAGGCCUACCCGGCGUGUUUCCAACUGGAUGCGAGGCAUACACCCCGCCGCAAGAACUGGACACGACGCCGCGUGCAGGCUACGGCAGCGAAAGGGUCCAAAACGGCGCAGCGUCUGUCGACGGGACGGGUCUCGGCGGCCAGUUCGCAGUGCCGGUGGAGAGCGAGUCCCCUUGGCAUCCGACGUCCUGGUCUUGGGCCGGGGACAGAUACUGCCCCGCGGCCGUCCAGUCGCCUUCUCAGCCGUGGGGCACAGAGAUGGGAAUGAAGCCCGGUGUACGGACACUGGAGCCAAGUCGGGACGUGGCGCCUGCGGAAAGGGAGAGCGGAAACGCAGCGAGUUGUAACGUGACGCCCGAGAACUGGGCGAGCUUGGGUGCCGCGCCGGCGCCGCUCCUCUCGCAGCAGUCCGUCCCUUCCCCUGGCGAGGCUGUAGGGCUCUGUGACCAGGAUCCGGCGGGUUUGCGUGCGGCCCCGCCGACGCUCGGCUGCACGUCACUCGACCCCACUGUCUGUGGAGCGCAGCGCGAUAUGGCUUUCGCGCCGUCCUCUCCGGCCGCUCCUGACGCCCCGUGGCCGAACGGCAGUGCUCACCGCGCCUUUCCGUAUUUGCCCCACUGUGUCGGAGGGCCUCCUGGGACGCCGCUGCUUCGGACCUCGCCGGUCCCCUGUGGACUGGCGGGAGGCUCGUCAGCCUUCGAGUGCGCAGUUUCCUACCAAGUCCAAGAGACGCCACUCGCUCGCUCGCCAGAGACGGAGGACUAUCAGGAGCUCUCCCUGGAGGCAACGCGAGGGCCGAACCUGUUCACGCCUGUCUCCGUGCCUGUUCCUGGACCUGGUGAGGCAGCCUCGAAAGCCCCGCCCACCGCGUUCGCUGGCGCAACUUUGGCGAGCGCCGGGCGGCCUGGACGAGAAGGCGGCAAGACACUCGAGAGAAAAGCAGAGCCGGCAGAGAACGCGAGGGGGGCGGGGCCGGAGGACCGCGAGAGCAUGUUGGACUUGUCAGACGCCAGGUGGAGAGACUUAAAGCGCCAGGGCUACUUUCGGCUGGGAGACAAAGGCCGGACGUCCAUCAAGUCGCGCAUCGCCAGAGAGCUCCGCGCAAAUCCGGAACUCCGUGCCCAGGCAGCUGCAGUCUCAGGCGUGCGCUCGGCGACGACGAAACAGCUGUACCAACUGGCGGAACUCUGCGGGUUCUACGACGUCCUCCCUCCUCAGUUUCAGCCCCCGUCGCGGCCGCUGUCCGACGCUUUGCACGGCGGUGUCUCGGAGGCAUCGCAGCAGGCAACCGCGGGGUACUCGGUCCCUCCCCUGCAUGCCGCGUCGCACCAGGACGGCCUCCAGAGGCUCCACGGCUCGCCGAUGCACCAGAGCCUAGACCGGGUUCAGCCUGCGGCCUUUCCCGAAAGUCGACUCUCGGAACGGAGCGAGGAGGCACUCGUGCCGCUGUGGCCCUCUUUCCCGUCGGGCCACGGACCGCUCCACGGCGCAGUCGAGGCUCACGGACUCCAAGCUGGAGGCGACGGGAGAGAGGCGCACGCCACUGGAGACGGCAGUGUCCCAGAGCGUUACUUCCGCUGUCUGGGGUCUGUGGGGCCGACCCACAGUCUCCCUGUGGACGAGCGAGGCGAAGGCUACGCGUACCCCUCCGGCUACGGCGACGCGCAGUUUCCCACGGAAGACCGCGAGGAGACCCAAGCCUGGAGGCUCCACCCCAGAGAGGACUGUCUUGCCGGCCUUGCGGCGGGCAGCUGCCACGGCGACGAAGGCAAAGAGCACGUGGGAGUCGACGGGAACUCGCUGGGGUUUCCCGCGGAGCGUUUCUGCUCCAGCCAGCCAAGAGUCGGUGAGCCGAGUCGACCGACCGACUUGCUGCGGCCGUCGCGCCCGUUCCAGUCCCCGGCGGCCGGCACGAUGCGUCUCAGUGUGUCGCCGUCCCUGGGUCUGCCUUCGCCUCGCAAUUCAGGCGCGCCGAGGUGUCUCGAGGCCUCCGUUUCGGCCGGCGUCGGGACCCAGUGUCUGUCGCCCCUGUCAGAAACGAGUCUCUGCAGCACCACGUACUCCAGUUGCCUGAGUCGCGCGACCAGCCGAAGCAGCCUCGGCCGGCGUGCUGGCUAG